This is a messenger RNA of Spirodela intermedia, 2899 nucleotides long. NCBI's taxonomy places the organism in Eukaryota, Viridiplantae, Streptophyta, Magnoliopsida, Alismatales, Araceae. The record is from the annotation of a GenBank genome assembly.
AUGUCGGGGGGCGUCGCUCGCGGCCGCCUCACGGAGGAACGGAAAGCAUGGCGUAAGAAUCACCCCCAUGUCUGUAAUCACUUCCCUCUCCAUGACGACGUCCCCAUCCAUCAUUGUUUUUCCGAGAGACCCCCGUUUUUCUCGUUUGAUUCAGUCGUGAUUUGUGUUCUUUUUUCGCUGAUCUGAUGUUUACUGAUGUUUUUCUGUCCCCUGCAGGGGUUUGUGGCGAGGCCAGAAACCUUGCCGGAUGGAUCGGUGAAUCUGAUGAUUUGGCAGUGUCUCAUCCCCGGCAAACAGGGUGUAAGCCUUCUUUACUCCGAUAUUUCCCUUAUCAGGUCGUUAUUUCGUGCCCCCUCUCCCACGUCAUAAUCUACUAGUGGCUCUAUUUCCUGGUUGUUUUCCAGACGUUAAUUUCGACCUCAAUCUUUGGUUAGGGUAUGGGUUUUUUUUGGCUGGCGUUGACUUUUAAGAAAGUAAAUAGGAAGUAAGAAUAAUGCAUCGAAUUUUUGUAUCUCCUUGAACUUUUUUAUGAUGUCGGAUGAGUCUGAAGAGCUUUUGCGUUUCAUAGUUCAUGUGGGAUAUAAGUGGAGUCUUUUAAUGUUGAGAAAAAUCCCACCCUUCCGACUUUUUGAAUGUAAGGAUAUCACACAUCUCGGGGAGUUAAUUCCCUCCUUGAGGUUUGGCGUUUAAUUUUCUGGUUGGGAGUGAUGAUAGAUUGAUAUAAGAGAAAAAAUGGAGGCUGUUCUUUAAAUAUUCUCUUUUUAGUUGAUGUAUGCCAAUGAUUAAUGUCCACUUUAUUAACUCAUCUCUCUUAAUUUUUUACGUUAUUCAAUAAUUUUGUGAGUUAUCUCUCAUGUUUUCCCUUUCUUUUUAUUUUAUCUUCAAGGUUACAGCUUUGUGUUGCUGUUCCUUAUAAUAGUUGAUUAUUCCAUCCUUCAACGUGUGUACAGGGCUUUUGAACAGAGCCCCUAGUGACUCUAUAAAAUGUGGAUGUGUUGUUUUCUGUUGAGCUGACUUCUACAUCUAGACAUCAGAUUGACUUGGCGUGUAUUUAAUUGUACUCAAUCAAAAGCAGUUGCUAUAGGAAGUUUUUGCAUGGUUUGGUGGCUUGGAGUGAUUAUUCAUUAAAAUGUAAAUCAUUUUUUAGAUGUUGUGACCUGGGUCCAACACAUUCCAUUUUCAAUCUGAUAAUAAGCUAUUCAACCUUCACCGUUUCUCCAUAGAGAGAGCAUCUAAAUGAUCAGGAAUGGAAUAAAUUAAUGCCAGAAAUGGCCUACACUAUUCUAUUACCGUUUCAUUCGCAUAGAGGCAUCAGAAUCUACUAAAGAACAAGCUAGUAGGAGGAAGAGAAACAUGCCGGCCUGUGUGAUCUCUCCUGAUUCGUUUCCUGAACUCAUAGUCUUGAUGUUGAUUUUACGAAUUACCACUUUUUUGAAAUUGAGUUAGUUUUUAAUAAUCUUGAGUCAUCACUUGACAUUUCUAUGAUCAUUUGUGCCCCCUCUCUUAAAGAGAAUAUAGAUCUGCCUGACCCUAAACCAUGUUUGCCGAAAGAUAAAGUUGGAAACGUUUGUCAUUUAUGUUUCAUCUAUGUUCUAGUCUUUCCUUUGAUAUCCUGACAGAAAAUUCCGGAUAAUAGACGUUAACUUUGGAGAAGAGAAAAUGAAAGAGUUUUUCUUGGAUUUUAUUGUGCUGAACUGACAAUGUUGUUUGCUUCCCUAUGUGGAGAGGCGAGUCACAGAUAGACGCAUAAAACAUAGAGAAUGUGCAAGUACAAGAAGUCCAAAGUAAACAUUUACCAUGUCAUCUAAUACUCAUUGCACUGUCACGGUAUGACUGUAUCAAUUAAAGGGAAAAGGAAGUCAGAAAAAAAUAAAACCAAUGGAUGAAUAACAUAAAAUUACUGUCAUGUAUGUAGGAUAUCAGAGAAUGUGAAGAGCUACAUUAAGAGGAGAGAAUUUUCAACACUAUAACUUUCCACCAGUUGUAACUUGUAUAGUUGCACAAGUUUCCACUUAGAUAGUGCAACUUCCAAGGUGCAGAUUUUCUUUUUGUCCAUUGACUGCAUCAGACUUAAGCCACCUCCACCCAAAACUAAAAAAAGGCAAUAUCUAGGCCAUAGACUUAGCCGUGGUCUUUGGCAAAUGGAGUGCAUUACAAUUCUCAAUUCCGAGGUUGACAACCUAUUCUUGUGGUAUGAGAUAGAUAUGCAUCUUAAGGAAACACUCUUUUUUCUUGAGGUAUCAAAAAAUAAAGAAGUCAUUUUGAUUAUUUGAACAUAUUUUGAGCAAACGUGCCUCAAGAACCUUGCUUUAGUUAUUUUGAUUGAGCUUUGACAGUCGCAUAUGAUCAUUCCUUUGUUAAACAUCCGUGUGCAUUAGGUUUGUGUAUAACCCUUGAAAGCUCAAUACUUGCAGACUGAUUGGGAAGGUGGUUACUUCCCCAUUGCUCUGCAUUUUAGCGAAGAUUAUCCCAGCAAGCCACCAAAAUGCAAGUUCCCUCAGGGUUUCUUCCAUCCCAAUGUCUACCCAUCAGGGACCGUCUGCCUUUCAAUCCUCAAUGAGGACAAAGUACGAUAUCUCUCUCAGCUUCUUUCAUAUCUUUAAAAGAUCCUCGAGUCACGGGAGUCAUCUCCUCUAUGUCCAGGGUUGGAGACCUGCGAUCACUGUGAAGCAGAUUCUUGUGGGAAUACAGGAUUUGCUGGAUCAGCCAAAUCCUGCCGACCCUGCACAGACUGAGGGAUAUCAGCUCUUCAUACAGGUUCCUCUCGUUACACAGCAUCUUCCCAAGUCUCUAUAUAUUCAUUCCGAUGCUGGCUUAUCUCAAUUGGAAUUCGCAGGAUCCAACCGAGUACAAGAGACGGGUCCGUCUGCAGUCCAAGCAGUACCCCUCCCCCGUCUAG